AUGAUUUUAUUCAUCUUGGUUUUAAUAAUUGCAGUCCUCUGGACUGUAGAUUUUAGGUUUAAAAGAAGAAGAUUGUACACAUUGGCAUCAAAAAUUUCGCGUUCAAAAGAUGAAUUACCAUUUAUUGGCAUAUCGCACAAAUUAGUGGGAAACAGUGAAGAUUUAAUGAAUACCUUUAAGCAAUUCAGCUAUGAAGCAAUGAAAACCAAUGGCGCACUUGGAAUUUGGAUUUCUGACCGUUUUUAUUCAGUAAUGGUGAAUCCCAUGGAUUUGGAGGCUGUGUUAAAAACUUGCCUGGAAAAGGAUGAUCUACAUAGAUUUACGCAAGAUGUUACCGGUAAUGGCAGUAUAUUUGCUCCUGUACCUAUUUGGAGACGUCGUAGAAAAGUUAUAGCAGCAGCUUUAAACUCGAAAGUUGUUGACAGCUUAAUUGAAAUUCGAGCAGAGCAAAGACAAAAACUUGCACAAAAAUUGUCUAGUAUAUGUGGACCUGAACCAGACAACAUUUGGCCUGUUCUAUCAGCUUAUACUUUAGAUUCCUUAUAUGACUUUUGUGAUAAACGGAAAUCUAUCGUUGAGUUAAUGAUUAACAUAUCCAGCGGUAAAAAGGAAUUUACAGAUUUGGAACUUCGUGAGGAGUUCCUUGUUAUAGCUGCAGCAGGGUCUGACACCACUGCGGGUACAAUUGGUUUUACCCUUAUGUUAUUAGGAAAAUAUCCAGACGUCCAGCAAAAAGUUCAUGAAGAGAUGGAAGAAGUUUUUGGAGAUUCUAAACGUCCAUUAGAGAAGGAAGAUUUACCUAACUUAAAGUAUUUAGAGAGAGUUGUGAAAGAGUCUUUAAGGUUGUUCCCGCCAGCGCCGUUUAUACUGCGAAAAGUGGAAACAGAUUUUACAUGUCCUUCAGGCCUGAUUAUUCCUAGUGGUUCAGGCAUAAUAGUUUCGAUUUUUGGAGUUCAUCGCGACCCCAAGUACUGGGGUCCGGACGUAGAACACUUCGACCCCGACCGGUUUUUGCCUGAACGAUUCAACUUGCAGCACGCCUGUAGCUAUAUGCCGUUUAGUAACGGACCACGAAACUGUAUUGGUAAUAGAUAUGGCUUCAUAGCAGUUAUGACGGCACUAACGUCCAUAUUAAGAGAUUUUAAAGUUGUAGGAGAACCAGAAAAGGGGCCUGUUCCUAACAUAAGGCUCAAGUUGGAGGUGACAAUGAAGGCAGUUGAAGGAUUCAAUGUUCAGUUGGAGAAAAGAAUACCUAGGCAUGGGUGACGGAGUAACUAAAACUAAAAUUCUGUAUGGAACAAUGAUUCGACGAAUUUAUAGUAAAUCUUAUAAUUAUGGACAUAAAAUGAAUAGAUACUUAUGUCAUUUAAUAUAGUUAUAAUUCGGCUUUACAAUUUUUGAUACUUUU
Messenger RNA from Bicyclus anynana (squinting bush brown), 1408 nucleotides. RefSeq names its product cytochrome P450 4C1-like. The record is from RefSeq and is a predicted model, not a curated record. Bases 1 to 1266 code for a protein of 421 amino acids. The transcript has 8 exons. Lineage: Eukaryota; Metazoa; Arthropoda; Insecta; Lepidoptera; Nymphalidae. Gene Ontology annotation, molecular function: monooxygenase activity; oxidoreductase activity, acting on paired donors, with incorporation or reduction of molecular oxygen; iron ion binding.